Paramecium sonneborni is the source of this 465-nucleotide messenger RNA. Lineage: Eukaryota; Ciliophora; Oligohymenophorea; Peniculida; Parameciidae. The record is from the annotation of a GenBank genome assembly.
AUUUAUUUACUUUUCAAAAUGCAAGCUUAAGUUUAGAGAUAAAGAAAUAAGUCACAAAAUAGCAAAAUUCAGUCUAUUUUAAAAUGUCGUAAUUACCACGAAAAAAAAAAAAGAAAGGAUAGAAGUGGUAAUGAUAUAAUUAGAGGAGGGAAUUAUAAAAUAACUUUUAAAGAUAGUUUUCUAGGCUUAAAAACAAAUUCAUUUACCCCAUAGAAUGAACUUGAUAAUUAUUCAGAAUCUGAAUUGUCUGAUUACUCUGAAUCUUAGUAAUCAUAAAUUUAAGGACAAAAUCAAACUCCAUUAGCUAAUUAAACUUCAGAAAUCAAAACUUAAGUGAGAUAAACCAGUUGUGACUUAGAAAUAAAAAUUGAGAUGAAAUAGGAAUUUCCAAAAAUAAAUUCUGAUAAAUAAUCGAAAAAUCUUACCAAAGCAACUUAAAAAUCACUUUGUUGUACAAUUUUUUGA